AUGAUGGAUGUCCCUAUACCCGACCAGAGACCCCCUCCCUGUCAGCCCUGGGCUGUCCAGAAUGGCUGGCCCAAGCUCACACCACCAGGAUCCGUCCACCACCCACUGCCUAGCUUCCACCAGCUAAAUCUGGGCUCGCCUCCUGACCAGAACCCCUGCUUCAGCUACCUAUCCGGCGAGCCCCACCCCAGAGAUCCUGGCGCCUGGUCCCCUACAAAGCGAAUCGUUCCCGGGGAGAGUCACGGAAGGAUCGCACCUCCCUUUUCUCUUCCUCUUACAAAUGAAGCGACACAGCCUCGCAACUCCCAACAACCUUAUUCGUCUCACUGCUCUUUCCAAGCUGCAGCCCCCCCGUACCAGCUGCCGAUUGCAUACCAGGCUGAGCAAUAUUCAAACCAGAGGGAAAGUUUUAUCCCUCGGCCUGUGCUGGAUGGAGCAAAUCUUGGGUCUUCCAUUGGAUUUAGUCAAAAUCAUGCCUCGCCCUCCUCUCCCAUCCAACAACAGCCUCACUGGACACACUCCAAGGGAGCCAUAAGUGAGAUGAGUCCCAGUUCAGUUGCACAGGACAGAGCUUUGACCCCACAGUCUCCAGGCUCUGAGUCCCGUUAUGGUCUGGACCCGGAGCUGCUGCCCAGCGCUGUGAAGGUGGUGGCAGAGGACAGGGCAGAGUGGGAGGGCAAGGUCUUCGUCUCGGAGCCAUUUUCCCGUCUUCCUCCCCUGGCUUCCACUUCCUGUGUCAUCGAGGACAAAGGUAAUGCCAGUCCCCUCGCCCUCCGCUCCACCUCCUAUUGUGUGCCGUGUGAGGGUCAGACAGCCCUGCUCACCCAUCUGCCUCUGGGAGUCCUGGUCACUCCACUAGCGAGAGGAAAUUCCAGAGAGAAGCCCCUCCCUGUACGCAACGCCACAGAUUGCAUUGUGGGUUGUGGUUGGUGUGGGGCUUCGAUGUGCCCGGCCAUGGGCUGGCAGGACUGUGGGCAACGGUUUUACUGCCCCUUCUGUGGUAAACUCACUGAGGUGCCAUGGCAACACUACCAGCCCACCCAAGGGUCGGAGGGGGUCCGAGUAGAUAAAGACACAAGACCUGAACUCAGUCUGGGGUCAUACGAAAUGCUUACCUCUAAGGAUGAACCCGCUGCCCUGCUGCUCGCCAUAGACGUGUCUCCCUCCGCUCUCAGGGGAGGCAAUUUGGAAUUUGUGACACAACAGAUAAACGCAAUGCUCGCCUCUUUGAAAAGGGGGGAAGGUGAGUCCCUGUCAGAGGUGCGUGUGGGUCUGAUGACGUAUGACAGCAGGAUCCACCUGUACGACCUGAGUCCCGACCUCUCCCGUCCCCACAUGCUCGUGGUGACGGAGACGGAGGACCUGCAGCUCCCCGUGAGGGGUGGGCUCCUCGUGUCCCUCAAAGACUGUCUAGAAUCCCUCAGCAGUGUGUUGCAGCUCAUCCCGCAGUUCAGCGUAGACGGUGAUGACUCCAGUGGAGUUCCAGUCGACCUGCCAGUGAAAGCGGGCCUCGCCGUGCUGCAGGGCCUCGGGUGUCCCGGAAAGCUGCUGAUCUUCCAUUCUUCUGGCCUGAUUGAGACGGUUAACUCAAACUCCUCCUCCGGGUUCUUCGGCACCAACAAACCAAAGUCCAUCUUUCAGCCGUCGGAACAGGCCAUCUCAUUGGCCAAAGAGUGCGUCCGGCAGGGCUGCGGCGUUCACCUGUUUGUCCUCUCCCAGCACGAUGUGGGCGGGGCCUGGCCGGGCCACGUCCCGCACCUGACAGGCGGCGCCUUGCUCUGCUACAGCCAUCUGCAGGGGGAGCCGGACAGAGAGCGUUUCAGCGCAGACCUGAGGCGAACGGUGGAGACGGACACGGCCUACAAGGCCGAGCUCAGGAUCUUUGUCAGCAAAGAUCUGCGUGUGUCCGGCUGUUAUGGGCUGUUUGUGCCCGGUCCGAGCCCUGGACACGUUGCCAUGGCGACCCUGGACAGGAGGACCACGCUGGCCGCGGAGCUAGCUUACACCAGAGCUCUGGAUGAGACCAGAGGUGCAGCCAUACAGGUGGUUUUGUCUUACAGCAACCAGGCAGGAGAGAAGAGGACCAGGGUUCACACUCUGACUCUGCGCUGCUCACGCCACCUUCAGGACACUUUCAGGAACUUCCAGGCCCAAACGCUGCUCGCCUUUUACUGCAAGAAGAUGUACUGUUCGGCGCUGGAGCGCCCCCUGCAGGAUUUGAGGGAGGAGCUGCAGACUGAGGUGACACAAGCGCUGGCGUCCUACCGCAAACACUGCUGCUCUUCCUCUGUGUCGUCUGGGCAGCUGGUCCUGCCUCAGUACCUGCGGGCCCUCCCUGUUUACGUCAACAGUCUGAGGAAGAGCGAGGUGCUUCUGCCCGGCCUGCGGAGCUCCGUCCACCAGAGGCUGCAGCAGCACUCUCAGGUGCUCGGCCUGGACCUCCCCAGCACCGUCACACACUUCUACCCCCGGCUGCUGGCCCUGGCGCCCCCCCCCUCGGGGGAGGAGCUCCGCUGCUCCGCCUCCAGCCUGGAGCCCCGGGGACUCUAUCUGGUGCACGCCCCCCUCGCCCUGCUCCUCUGGGUGGGCUCCCAGGUCCCAGCAUGCACCCUGGUGGAGCUUUUCAACGCCAGCUGCUUCUCCUCUCUUCCCUCCGGAGAGACUAAGCUGCCAGCGCUGGAGAACCCCCACUCGGCCAGCGUUCGGUCCCUCAUCCACUCUCUGGACAGCCAGAGUCUCUGCGCGCGCCGGCUCUUCGUGGUGAAGCAGGGCGACAGCUGUGAAGAGGCUCUGCAGCGCCACCUGGUGGAGGACAAGAGUCCCAACGGAGGGGCGUCCUACGCCGACUUCCUCUACCACCUCCACGUCAACUCAGUCCGGCUGCUGCAGUAA
Messenger RNA from Menidia menidia (Atlantic silverside), 2892 nucleotides. The record is from the annotation of a GenBank genome assembly. Lineage: Eukaryota; Metazoa; Chordata; Actinopteri; Atheriniformes; Atherinopsidae.